UAUUCUAGAUUGCAUCGAGAACUUUUACUCGGCGAUCAAUUGUUUGCUCAAUUUGUCUAAGCUAAAGAGUUAGUUUGAUGUUAUGCAGUAGAUCUCAACUUUGUCGCUUAAGUGUCUUAACUGUAAUAAACAAUGCGUCGGAGCUACACCUGUUUGUUUCACGAAAUCCGUCAUGUGGAACGAAAGCAGACUGCCCUGAUUGGUCGACAGUUGUCGGAAUGCAGAACGACCGAAGUUACACGUCUAAACGAAGUGCUUCACGCCGCACAGGUUGCAUACGUUGAAGCUACGAAUCAAGGAAGCAAGUCCGGUCGAGGAGUUAAUUCAAGUGGGACAACCCAAAAGUUUCCCAAAAUCGGAUCGGUUCUUUUGAACAACUUAACUGACGAUGAGCGUAACGUAGCGCCUCAGUUUGGAUGCUCGGUUUGUGGAUCAAAGUUACCUCCUAAGGCACUGAGGUGUCUCUUCUGUAAUUACAGAGUGUGUACGAAGUGUUUCAACGAAGACUUGUUGGUGUAUUCUCCUUCCAGCAAGGAGUUGGCUGCCGGGGAUUUCUGGCCGAACCAGUUGAAGAAGAUGAAGGAAACCGACGGAGGUCCUGUCAGAUGGGCGAUUUCUGGGGCAACAGGAUAUCCAGAAUGGGAUCCUGAGUUCUUCGAGUACUUCCCGCUUUGUACAUUGUGCAAAAUAAAACUAGUGUCUGUAAAACGGGAAGAGUUUAAUGAUUUCCAACGUCGAAAGUUUUCUCAGGAGUGCGAGAAGUCUUACAUAUCUUUGGCGAAAGCGAAGCUCAGCGUGACAAUGUGCAUGGAAGAGCUUAGUAGGGUGUUCAAAAGUCAAAGCGCUUCCAAUGGGUCAAUUCUGAAACUUCAGGAAGAGAGUGAAACAAAAAUAACCUUGUUCAAGAAACUACUUGCUGCUGCUAAUGAACUGAAUCCGCAGAAACCUUCCCAGAAAGUGUUGGUCAAAAACUUGACAAACGGUAGCCAAGAGUGGUACCGGAUGACGAAGGAAUCUCUAGACAAUCUGCUUCAGGAUAUCUACAACACGAUUCCUCUGAAGUCGCUCACAGAAAUGCAGACGGUUGUCGAGAAAAUUGCUAUUUGCUCUGCGAUUACUGUUGUGAAAGAAAUCUUUGAAGAAAUUAUGAAGCUUUGUAAAGACUACCAGCUCUCUUUCUCAAUUCUCAACGAAAUCUCGUUGGUUGAAAGUCGUAUGUGGCAUAAUUUGAACAAUCUUGAUGGCCUAGAUGCAGAAGAGUUCAUUUAUCUGAAGCAGAAUCUCGAAGCGCAUGUUACGACAAUGAUUGCUCAAGAAAAGUCAGUCAAGUUUGUGGUUUCGAUUAUGCAGUACGAGAAGGAGGGCAAAAGUUACGUUCUAAGGGUAAUUUUUGAAACGGCUGCGCGUCACUUGUCGCGAGUAAUGAAAGAUCUGACAGCGAAAUGUCGCAAACGAUUCAUCGAGGAAAGUUUGGACGCUAUUUCUAAUUUGGUGACCUCGCACCAUGCUCAAAUGUUUGCUAAACUGGCCAAACCAAGAAGUCUUCAAUCUUCAGUGUCCACUUCGAGUUUGAGCGUAAAUGCGCACAGAGAAAAACUUUCAACAAUUUGACAGAAGGCUCACAUGGUAGUUUAAAGCAAUUAAUAUCUCUCAUUCACGGGACUAGUUUUUUAGCACAUCGGUUUUACGUUUUAAAAUAUUGAGUUUCUUUAAGUGUUCAAAUGCGAAUUACUUGAAAUAAGCAUACG
Messenger RNA from Symsagittifera roscoffensis, 1748 nucleotides. RefSeq lists its product as uncharacterized. The coding region runs from base 133 to 1611 and encodes 492 amino acids. The transcript is spliced from 2 exons. The record is from RefSeq and is a predicted model, not a curated record. Lineage: Eukaryota; Metazoa; Xenacoelomorpha; Acoela; Convolutidae.